AUGCCUUCGCAUGCUGGUCGUAGCACUAUUAACAACCGCGAAGCCAACCAACCCGAAGAGGACGAGGCCUUAGCAGAAGAUAUUGCUCAGGUGAUCGAGGUGAUUGAUCUGACCGUGCCUGAGCCUGCAGCCGCAGCAAGGGCACCACGAAGGCCUCGAGAGAAACGCGCCAGGCGUAAUCUAGCAAUAGUCCCGGAUCGGCAACUAGAAAGACAUGACUACGGAAACCAAGUACUAAAGCGUGGUGUUCUUGUUGAGAUGGAAGCAGUUACAGCGUUACAACAAGCAUCAUUCCUACUUAUCCAGAACAUUAUCAUCACCGAGAAUGGCAUCGUCCUUCGCGGGCUCCCUCUAACGCGCGCGAGAAACUUAAGGGGCCAACUGCCACGACUCCGGAAUGAACUUAUCUUUAUGCUUGAGAUUGACCAAGACGACCACCGACCUGACGAGGAACAAGCGGCGAUUGAGAUACCUUUGAUCAAUAUUAAAUCGGUUCGGAAUUUUCUCAUCACCAAUAAGGACUUUCCCGAACACCGGUUUCCUAACGGAAUCUAUAAGGACACUCGUGAUAUAGAAGAGAGGGGAGUCCUUAUAUGCCGUUGGAAGUGCAGAACCAUCUGGAGCGAUGCUAUGAAGCGGUGCAAUGGCAAGCCUCCUAUUGAAUUCGAGGUAUCGCGUAUAACCUACGAAGAGGUGUCAAAGGAAAGGUACCGCACGCCUAGUUCCUGUUUGACAAACAAGUGGCGCGGCGGGAUAGUUCGCGGCGGUUCAUUCAUCCCAGGCCAGACAAGUAACUCGCAGAUGAUGGUAGAUGUUGAUGACCCUAAGGAUCAAUCUGAUGAAUUGCCUAGUGAGUGGAUUCCGAGGAAGCCAGGGCAGCAAUAUACCUUUGGUGACAUGUUCUGUGGAGCCGGAGGAACAUCAUGCGGUGCUAAGACUGCUGGCUUUCGUAUCACGGUAGCUUGUGAUCAUGCAAAAGGGGCCUGCAAUACUUACCGUGAAGAGUUUAGAGAAACAGAAUUACACGAAGAUGAUAUGUAUAACUUCAUCAUGUCAAGGCAAGCUUCCACUGACCAUAUUGAUGUGCUUCACCUAUCACCGCCGUGCCAGUAUUGGUCGCCAGCCCACACUACUCCUGGCGCAGGCGACGAGGCAAAUAUUGCAAUCUUGUUUGCCUGUCAUGAAUUAGUUAAGGUCUUUCGUCCACGAAUUUUCACGGUGGAACAGACUUAUGGUAUUCUCCACUCGAGAUUUGAAUACUAUUUUAAUGCUUUGAUUCAUGGAUUCACACGAUAUGGCUACUCCGUCAGAUGGAGAGUGGCUAACCUACUCCAAUGGGGAGCGGCAUCGCAGAGACAACGGCUUAUUAUAUUCGGCUCCUGCCCGGGUGAAAAGCUACCACCAUUUCCGCCAGCAACGCACUCAAAAUAUCCAAAUCCCGAUCAAGGGACCAAGCCUUACAAGACAGUUAGGCAAAUUUUAAGCAAGAUUCCUCGAGAUGCAUUACUAUAUGACCCCCUUCACAGCACCCGGAAGCUCAAAGAGCUAAAAAAUGACCGGUGGAACCCUGACGUACCGCUUGCUCGUACGAUUACCUGCGGUGGCGGCGUAGGAAACUAUCACUACAGUGGGAAGCGCGACUUCACGCUUCGAGAAUACGCAGUACUACAAGGGUUUCCGGUGAACUACAAUUUCCAGCAACCGGAACAGAAGCGGCAAAUAGGCAAUGCUUUCCCACCCCUUGUAGUCCGAAGGCUUUACAAGCAUAUCCGCAGGUGGCUAGACCAGCAGGAUCGAGUGUAUGCUGAUGGUGAACUAUCGGAGUCUGAGGACAGCGAUAGUGACAACGAUGAUGAUAUGAGAGGUCAGAUGGAAGAACCUGAUAAUGAUAGCGAGGUCGAGUAUCUCGGAGGGCUAGUAGUCGACCGAAACGAUAGCGUACAAUAUCUAGGGGGCCGGUAUUUAUAUCAGCAAGUUAGCGAGCCACUUACCAUUAAUGACUCGGAACCAGAUGUCAUGGUUAUAGAUGCCAUGAGCGAAGAUGUUCACAGUCCUGAAAUUUGCAUCGAUGCAGUUCAAGCGGUAGGAAAUGAUCCUUUUCAUCCAAUCCAGAUUAAGUGA
Molecule: messenger RNA, 2121 nt
Organism: Daldinia childiae
Lineage: Eukaryota; Fungi; Ascomycota; Sordariomycetes; Xylariales; Hypoxylaceae
Product: Modification methylase NgoFVII
Exons: 1
Coding region: 1-2121 (706 amino acids)
Cellular component (GO): nucleus
Molecular function (GO): methyltransferase activity
Source: RefSeq, a predicted model, not a curated record